GCACCAGUUAAACUCCGGUUAGUGUGGACAACAGGUGCACUACAGCCCCUCUCCACCUCGCACUUGGAUAAUGCCCGCAGAGCGCCGGUCGUCGCUUUGCGCAGGGCUUCCUCAUAUGCACUUUGGACACUUACACGUCUUUAUAUCCUGAAUACUUCCAGCCACACACAAAAUGCCUUUUCCGCCCAUCAGCCUUCACCAGCGGAUCUCCUCUCCUGGCAAGGAUCUAUUCGGGAAAAAGAAAGCCAACGGAGUGCCUCCUCAGUCUGGGCUCACCAGCAAAUCCGGUAAAGAGAAAGGGGGAUCCGAUAAGGAGAAGCAAUCCACUUCUUGGGCAUCGGCGAAUUUAAGGAAUUUGGGGCGAAAAGCCCAACAAGAGAAGAGUAAAAGCCCAACACAGAAGGCGGAUGCCGGCAAGGAGACCCAGGGAAAGAGCUCCUGGCUGACGUUGCCCAAACCUCAGGACUCAUCCGAAGGAGUCAGGCGCUCCAGCUCCAUGGACUCCACCAGACACCUGCAGGGCAAAGAGGAAGGGAAGAAGGAGAUUCAGUUUACCCUCAGUCUCACCCCUGAAGCCAUUCUUGUCAUCCAAAAACGUAAUCUAGAAAAGCAGAUGAUUGCAAAGCAACAGAAGUGUUGCGCUGCCGCGGACUUUCGGCACAGGCGAGUUUUUCCAUCCAAAAAGGCGCACGGUGGGUCCAAGGGCUGCCCUCCUGUAGCCAAAGUGGAAAGCGCCGAGCAGGACAUCACCGCCAUCGUUAAAAUAUCUCUUCUGAAUGAUCAAUACAAGUAUGACGAUGUGGAGUAUGAAGAAGAGGAUGGAGACGUGGACGAGACUGUUGUGAGGAAAUGUAAAGAGUGGCUCAAAGGUGUCGAAAACGCCGCUGCUUUGGGAAAAGUCGACAAACUUUCUGCACUCCCGCACCUUAAAAGCUGCUGACAUCUGACUUUUGAUCUUUCAUUUUUAGAUAGCGGACUGAAAAGAUGAUGGACUCGUGAAAAGUGUGCACCGAUGUGGGCCUGCUGCUAUGCCAUCUUAUUCUUAAUUUAUUGGAGUCUUGUAAAUGAAACGUUUGCAAAUAAGAGGAGAAAAUCCACUUGUCUCCAGAGGAAUGUCAAUUUGUUAUGGAAUUAUUUACUAAAACAAAAAAGGACACUUAUUCAAGAAAAUAAAAAUAGAUGACUAAAUUGUAUUGGGAAUGUGACGUUCACUGAACAAAAAUGUGAACGCUUAAUUGCCGCCUGUGGCUCAUCCAACAUUGUUUUAUUACUGUUCACAGGGACGUGGCUUUGCGAGUUUAAAUGCCUAUGUUUUGUUGAAGUUUGAAGGCGUUGGUAUACCUUAAUAUUCUUGUCCUUUGCACAUGUUUUUUGUUUUCAGUGGGGCGCCUGUGGCAGAGGGGUUUGCGUAAAGGGACGUGAAACCGUUCCUUUGUGUUGGAGAACAAAACAUUCAACAACAUGGCUUUAUAUGAGCCUGCUGCUGAAACCAAACUGGACUGUUAAUGUUUUCCUCUAAUAAGAGGGUGAUAUAUCCUUUGUAGGGAUUUAUCAGUGAUGUACAGUAUUUAAUACUUACUAAAUAUUUGUACUGUCGAAGUGUUCUCAGCUGAUGAUUUUAUGCCAUUUGAAGUAAAAAAAAAAAAAAGAAAUUAUGCAAGUGUCACUGACCCUUUUGAAUCUUUUAAAAGCUGAUUUGUGUUGUGCCUCUUUAAUAAUUCUGUUUCAUGGUGCUGAUUUGCCAUCAUUGAGGUUUCUCUUACACCGGUUCCCGACUCUACAUAUAUUUUAAAGGCUCUUUGUUGCCACUGUACCUACCUGGGGCCAUGUUGGCAUUAGUGUUUUAAGCUUCUUAGAUUUCCUUUUAAGCAGGGUUGACCAGUGUACUGUAGGGCCCAGGUGCAUGAUCCCCUCAGGAAAUUACUUCCAGUCUGCUUUACUUCUGUUAUAUCUAACAAAACAAUGCAUGUACUAGAGAUAAAUUGUAUAGGUACCAACAUCUGGGAGUUAUUUCUUUUUUUACCUGAAGUGCCAGAACUAGGCUAUAUGAUUUGCAGCAAAGGUCUUCCCAGUUUAAACUGAGAGUACUUGUGUACUGCUCAGGGAGAAAGAGCUGGUUUUCAGUAAAAGAAAUAAAAAAUAAAUUAAGCCCUAAAGACA
Messenger RNA from Micropterus dolomieu (smallmouth bass), 2160 nucleotides. RefSeq names its product proline rich 18 (gene prr18). Lineage: Eukaryota; Metazoa; Chordata; Actinopteri; Centrarchiformes; Centrarchidae. Bases 173 to 940 code for a protein of 255 amino acids. The transcript has a single exon. The record is from RefSeq and is a predicted model, not a curated record.